AUGAAUGUCGAUACUAUUUUCAAUGACGGUCUGGAUGAAGUUCUGUGUAUAAUAAGGGACUUGCCUAGUUAUACAGCUUCAAAAUUAAAACAGGAGGAUUUCAAAAUAGCUCGAUAUGAAAUUGACAAUAUUUUAUUUAAAUUUCAAGAAUAUAUUAAAGGUUUACCUGCUCCCGAUGUUUCUUUAUGUGCUAGCAGUAGAGUACUCAUUUAUAAUGCAAGAAAUAUUUUGGAAGGCAUAUCAAUUGUAUUUAAUGUGCAAAUUAAUUAUAUUCAAAGACUUUAUUCAAAUUAUUUGAAAUACAAAGAAAGGCAAUUGGUUCCUAUUCCUUAUGACAGAUUUCAUUGCAGGAAACCAAAGAAAAAAAGUGGAAAAACAAAGAAAUUAGUUCCUGUCUUAACUGUCAUCGAAACUCUUGAUUCUGAGGUACCAAUGACAAGGGAUGCUCCCCUCGACACAUCUUUCUUUGAUGCGGCUGAACCUGUCCCUCCUUCAGCUGUAGAUGGUGCUGCAUUAUUUGAGCGUGAUUCGCUAUUGCUUUCUUCUCUGGGAGAUGCUGCACCCAUCCACCCUGAAGACUUAGAAUUGCGUUUUGCCGAAAGUUUAAAGGAUGUGACUACGCAUUUGCCGUCUGUCUCAGUACCCGACAUUGGCCAGCAGGACAUGUCAUUGCCUAUUCAUGCACAACCUUAUCAAGUGAUGGACAAAUCUUCCUUAAGACUGGUUGAGCACGCAGUGGAUAUGGACUUUUCCGCAGCUCCAAGAACCGUAGACAAACCUUCAGUUGAACCAUUGCAACUUGAACUGGAAAAGAUCAUCGCCAACAUUGGUGUUGAUUUGAAGGAAGUAAAAACUAGAAAUAAAAAUGUGAAGUACAAGUUUCGAAUUAAUCCAAUAAUGUCUGCUGAAGAAUAUACUAAAUUUCUUGAGCGAACAAAAGCUUUGAAGGACCCUGUUAAAUAUUAUGCAAAGAGCAUCCAGAAAUUUAAUGCUGAGGAACAAAAGGAGAAAAAUAUUGAAGACGACUAUGUAAAUCCCGUUCUUCGGGAUCUAUUGAGGAUGACAGUGAAAGAAAUCCCGGUACCCAUCAUCCCUCUCUAUUUGAGAGACCAACCUUUGGCACAGGCUGAACCAGGUAAAAUUCCACUUUUUGAGUUUCCAAUCACAGAGGACGAUGUUUAUCGUCAUGAGGCUCUUCAGGAAAGAACUGAUGAAGAUGCUCCCCAAGAAAGAAGAGCUGAUGCUGAUGUUUUAAGAAUAGAUUCUGAUGAUGCCUGAUUUGCAAAACGUUGACAGGUUUUUAUUCUUUGUCUGCAUUUUGGAAAAAUGUGGUUGGAAUUUUUCCCAAUUACAAUCUAAUUUUUCACAUGAUUAUUACUUUAUACUAUUAUCAAGCUAUUUAUUCUCUUUCAGCCACAACAUUUUGAAGAAGCUUCAUUACCGUUAAAUUUGGAAGAUGGAAGACAAUCUUUUCCACAAACACUAGAUGAAAAUGGCAUUGAAAGAAUUUAUACGAAGGGGGUUUCAAUGAGCUUGGACGAAGUUCUUAUUAAAAUAACUGAUCUUUGUACUCAAAUGGAUACUACAAUAAUCAGAUUCAUAGACGUAUGUGAUAUUUCUAAAACAAAGCUUGAAGCAGCUAAAGUUUUUGUACGUCUUAUUGACUUAUGGCAGCGUAAGUUAGUCCAUCUCCAUCAGACCAGUCCUCAUCCAGCAGAUAUUUUUAUAACAUCUUGUUGA
Molecule: messenger RNA, 1740 nt
Organism: Nezara viridula (southern green stink bug)
Lineage: Eukaryota; Metazoa; Arthropoda; Insecta; Hemiptera; Pentatomidae
Source: the annotation of a GenBank genome assembly